ACUCAUGCAUCACAACAAAUAAACAGCGGUAUUUGUCAAUAGAAACCGAAACUCCCGAUAAAGGCAAACAUCAUGUAUGAUUGUGUUCUUUAUUAAACUAUAGUUUUACGGAUGUUUCGUUAUUCAAGCUAAACAAAAUAGUAACGUUAUUAUGCCUUGUGUCGUUCCCUUCUGUGAUCCGGAAGCGCAAAGUUUCUCUCUGCCUUUCCCUCGAAGUCACUUUCUGUACGAACGCUGGCGACAGGCAAUCGCGAUCGGUUCCGGCAUUUCGCUUCCAGAGGACACUAAUCCACUGGAAGCGGAGAUUUGUCAGCAGCAUUUCGAAGAGGUUGACGAGUACAGUGAACCGGUUAUUUUUCACAACCAAAGCUCGAACCGCGUAGUUCACUUGUCGAGCUGUCGACUGUGCUUGCGGUUUGAUUUCAUCGAACGAACUGUUCCCCACAUGAUUGGUCAGACGAUUGGUGAUGUUUCGGUUGAGGAGUUACUGAAGAAUACAUUCAACACUCAGUUCGCUUCGGGCGAUUAUCCGGUAAAAAUAUGCGAAGAAUGUCUUGUUAAGCUGGAUGUAGUUGCAACCAUUCGAAAACAUUUUGUCGAGCGAUCCAAGUGUUGGCGACGGAUGGAAAUCUUUAUUAAUGAGGAAAAUCGCUUGCGCUACAAGAAAGCAACUAGACCUUAUCUUAGAGCGACGAUAACCCCGAAAAAGGAAGAGAAUGAGCUUAAGGUGGAUUUGACAGAACAGGAAAAGGAGACUGAAGUUGAGAGAGCUAGUGAAAGAUUGGAAAUAAACACAGAAAUAGUUAACGGUGGAUCGGAUGGAGCCGAAACGAUAGACGAGGAUAACGAUAUCAAUGAUACGGAAGAGGACAAUGAUAAUGAAUAUGCCCUGAGCGAGAAAGCUGUCGAAGAAGUCGAGGAACCCUCUGAAAAACCAAUCGCGAAACGAGGCAGAAAACGAAAAACAAAAGUCGGUGAACCUAAAAUUAGGCGACCAGUUGGUAGACCGCGAGGAAGAUCGCUCCAUGUUCCGAAAGAAAGGAUACUGAUAAAAGGAUUGACAGAGCGUAAAUGCUACAUGUGUGUAAAAUUAUUCGAUACCGCAGAGGAAUUGUUCUCUCACAUCGUAGCUCAUGUUGAUCAUAUUCUGCACUGCGAAGCAUGUGAUGAAUCGUUUCCGAAUCUGACCAAAUACAACAGGCAUCUGGCAAAACAUGACCCGAUCGAAAGGCCAGUCAAAUGUGACCACUGCGAGCUACGGUUUACCGAUGGGCUCGGAAAGCGACGACACGAGAAACAGAAACACAACAUUGACCAUCCGGUCUCAACGUUCCAUAACCCAACAAAGCGCAAGGGGAAAUAUACGUGUCAACAUUGCGGUAAACAGUGUUUAUCGAUGUCAUUCCUGAGAGAACAUGAAGAUGCCCACGCUGGCAUAAAGCGUCAUGAAUGUAAGUCUUGCGGGCGACUUUUCGCCAAUAAAAAUAAUUUGGAACGACACCACCUCAUUCACACUUCAGAGAAGCCCUACAAAUGUGACAUAUGUGGUAAAGCUUUCCGACAGUCCCCCAUGUAUAAAGAUCAUCUUCGGUUGCACUCGGGAGAAACGCCCUAUGGUUGUAAUGGGUGUGAUAUGCGCUUCACGUCAACCACGUUGCUAAGAAAGCACAAAAUACGCCAUCACGGAGCAGCUCCUUCGCAAUCGAAUUCGGGAUUAUCGACCCCCCGAUCGCAUAACUAUUGCCGGUUUUGUUUUGUGUCCUUCAAGCGACAUUCUCUGCUGGUGGAUCAUAUCGAGCGUUUGCACGAAAGUGAAGACGUCGAAUAUUUCCAGUGUCACGUCUGUGAGCAACGUUUCGUAGAGAAGCAUGCUUUCGAAUCUCACGUGCGUAAUCACGAGAAGAAUUUCCAGUGCGAGUACUGUGACAAAGCGUUCAGCACGCUACAAGCGCUCAAAAUGCACGAAGCCAUUCACGACGGCGUUCGGGGCUUCACGUGCAAGACCUGCUCGAAAUCCUUCACACACAUUGCCAACCUGAAGCGUCACGAGCUGCUUCAUCUGGGCAUUAAAAGGCACGAGUGUGAAUUCUGUGGAAAACGCUUUGCGCAAUCCAAUCAACUGCACACUCAUCGAAGAACUCACACCGGUGAGAAACCGUACGAAUGUCACAAGUGUGGGAAGCGGUUCGCCGAUAACAGCACGCUGUGCAAGCACCGAAAAAGUGUGUGCAAACAAGUUUAGAGUGAAAAUAAUCGA
Molecule: messenger RNA, 2257 nt
Organism: Toxorhynchites rutilus septentrionalis
Lineage: Eukaryota; Metazoa; Arthropoda; Insecta; Diptera; Culicidae
Product: zinc finger protein ZFP2-like
Exons: 3
Coding region: 152-2242 (696 amino acids)
Cellular component (GO): nucleus
Molecular function (GO): zinc ion binding
Source: RefSeq, a predicted model, not a curated record